Messenger RNA from Clunio marinus, 231 nucleotides. The record is from the annotation of a GenBank genome assembly. NCBI's taxonomy places the organism in Eukaryota, Metazoa, Arthropoda, Insecta, Diptera, Chironomidae.
AUGCGGAAAACGAAUGAAACAACUUAUGAUUGGCGUGUUGUUGUUAUCGAAUUAAUCACUAGUGCAUUAUUGGGUGAAAUGGAGAAGGAAAAGAAAAGAAAGCAAGAAACAAAACUUGAUCAGUUUAUGACGAAGAAAACAUCUGAGAUGUCAAACUACAAAAUUUGCAUAUCCUUUGAUCUAAAUCAGUCUCUAACUGGUUUGAUAACUGAUGAAUGUUUAUGUUUAUGA